This is a messenger RNA of Daktulosphaira vitifoliae (grape phylloxera), 1173 nucleotides long. RefSeq lists its product as uncharacterized. The transcript is spliced from 2 exons. The coding region runs from base 96 to 1097 and encodes 333 amino acids. NCBI's taxonomy places the organism in Eukaryota, Metazoa, Arthropoda, Insecta, Hemiptera, Phylloxeridae. The record is from RefSeq and is a predicted model, not a curated record.
UUACACUGACAACGCACAUUUUUACAGUAUAAAUAACCAAGUAUCUCAUUACUUCAAUCAUUCUUUCCUUACUCGUUGUAGCUGGAUUAGCAAAAAUGGUCUGCUCAAAAAUUUUAAUUACAUUGGCUAUUGCUGUAGUAGCAAAGGUUCAAGCAGGACCAUGUGGUUGCCCUCCCCCUUCCUCACCAUGUGCACCUGGCGUUAGCCCUGCUAUAUUGAACUUGUUACCACUUUUGGCCGCAGCACCAUCCCCACCUUGCCCAAUCUCAGCUCCAGCUCCAGCUCCUCUCCCAUUACCAUUGCCUUGCCCAGCACCAGCUCCAGUCCCCCUCCCAUUACCUUGCCCAGCACCAGCUCCAAUCCCCCUCCCAUUGCCUUGCCAAUUACCAGCCCCACUUCCAUUACCAUUGCCAUGUUCAGGACCAACCCCAACACCCCUUAGUCCAGCUUUAUUGAGCUCUUUGUUAUCACUAUUGGCUCCUACACCAGCACCAGCUCCAGUCCCCCUCCCAUUGCCUUGCCCAGCACCAGCUCCAAUCCCCCUCCCAUUGCCUUGCCCAGCACCAGCUCCAAUUCCAUUACCUCUUCCUACCCCAUUACCAGCUCCAUGCUCUUCAUCAUCAUCACUCAUCAACGCUUUAUUGCCACUUUUGGCUGCUGCACCAACCCCAGCAUCAUUACCAGCCCCUGCUCCUUGCUCUAUUCCAGUCCCAGCACCAGCACCAGCACUUAUCCCUGUGUCACUGUCUCCAUUACCAGUACCAGCACCAACCCCAUGCGCUGUACCAGCUCCAGUAUCAGCUCCAGUACAAACUCUCCUUAGCCCAUCUUUAUUGAGCGCAUUGUUACCACUCUUAGCUAGCGCAUCAACUCCAGCUCCAUGCCAAGCACCAGCCCCAGUCCCUCUUCCUUUGCCAUUACCAUUGCCAGCCCCUCUUCCAUUGCCCUUGCCAUGCCCAGCACCAGCCCCUCAACCAUUACCUUUGCCAUGCCCAACACCAGCACCAGCAUCUCUUAGCCCAGCUCUUUUGAGUGCUUUAUUGCCACUUUUGGCUCCAGCACCAGCUCCAUGUGCUCCGGCUCCAUGCGGUUGUUGAAUAUUAGUUUAAUAUAUAAAUAUGUUAUAUAUGAAUCUCAUUAAAUUAGAAUAAAUAAAAAUUAUUUACAACUCUA